Phanerochaete carnosa HHB-10118-sp is the source of this 993-nucleotide messenger RNA. RefSeq lists its product as uncharacterized. The transcript has 8 exons. Gene Ontology annotation, molecular function: GTPase activator activity. The coding region runs from base 1 to 993 and encodes 330 amino acids. Lineage: Eukaryota; Fungi; Basidiomycota; Agaricomycetes; Polyporales; Phanerochaetaceae. Gene Ontology annotation, biological process: activation of GTPase activity. Gene Ontology annotation, cellular component: Golgi apparatus. The record is from RefSeq and is a predicted model, not a curated record.
AUGCGCGAACGUUCAAUACGGUCCAAUCGACGACAGAAGUUUGUGGCGUGUAUCGCCAGCGAAGAUGUCAGUAUGGCGCAACUCCGCAAAUUGGCUUGGAAUGGCGUAUCAGAAGACUUACGUCCCAUAGUCUGGCCGUUGUUGCUGGGUUACCUCCCGUUACCAGCACCUUUACGGGUUUCCACACUCGCUCGGAAGCGUUCAGAAUACCUAUCAUUAGUUGAACUUGCUUUUGCACGGAACCGCGACGGCCUCGAUCAGCAAAUAUGGCACCAGAUUGAGAUUGACGUUCCACGGACAAGGCCCGGCGUUCGCCUGUGGAUGUAUGCUACAACACAACGAAGCUUAGAACGAAUACUGUACGUCUGGGCGAUUAGGCAUCCCGCAAGUGGCUAUGUGCAGGGUAUCAACGACUUAGUGACACCGUUCUUCCAAGUGUUCUUGUCGGCAUACAUCGAUUCGGACCCCGAAGAAUUCGACCCAGCAUCACUGCCGCCGGAAGCCUUGAACGCUGUGGAAGCAGAUUCUUUCUGGUGUCUGUCGCGACUGCUUGAUGGCAUUCAGGAUAAUUAUAUCGCUGGGCAGCCUGGCAUCCAGCGGAGUGUUAAGCGCAUGGCCGAGCUGGUCGCCCGCAUUGAUCCACCGCUGGCAGCUCAUCUCGAGUCAGAGAACGUCGAGUUCAUGCAGUUUGCCUUCCGUUGGAUGAACUGUCUGCUGAUGCGUGAGAUAAGCGUGCAGAACACUAUCCGAAUGUGGGAUACCUAUUUGGCAGAAGGUCCCGACGCCUUCUCCCAAUUCCAUCUAUACGUCUGUUCGGCAUUCCUGGUACAAUGGAGUAAGAAGCUGAAGGAAAUGGAUUUUCAAGGUAUCAUUAUGUUCCUCCAGUCGCUGCCAACGCAGGGAUGGACAGACCAUGAGAUCGAGCUGUUACUCAGCGAGGCAUUUGUGCACUAUUCGACAUGGCACAACGCGCAGAGUCAUUUCGGCAAAUAG